Molecule: messenger RNA, 1629 nt
Organism: Colletotrichum orchidophilum
Lineage: Eukaryota; Fungi; Ascomycota; Sordariomycetes; Glomerellales; Glomerellaceae
Exons: 6
Coding region: 1-1629 (542 amino acids)
Source: RefSeq, a predicted model, not a curated record
AUGCGUUUCGAGAAUUGGGAUGUCCUGUUGUUCCCCAGCGACGGGCAUGUACCGCUGAAGGAGUUCAAAAUAGACUGCUCUGUCAUUCCCGACCCUGAAUCCGGACCAGCCUUUCCGUCGAGGUCUUCUGGCCUGCCGACUGUCCAUGGCUUCGUCCCUAGUCUCCACCGCAACACCCCGCUCUCGAUUUCCAUAAUGUCAUGGACAAAGCCUCCUGUCAGCGACAUUACUCGAUCCGCCAGCAAAGCCCCCGAGCUCGUGGCAUUCGCGUUCCGAGUGUACAUCGACGGAGAGCUCAUUGCUGAGGACAUGUGGAAUCAAGACCGGCAGACACCUCUCGUCAUCCGUCAGAGUUUGAAACCAAACAAGUUUGGCAACCAAGAUGCAAUCAGGUUCCCGGCGUUCAACGAGAAGUAUUUGCAAGAACACAGCUGGAACCCCGCCGCAUGGCUUGGCCGCAUCCAAGUGAUUAUCACAGAAGCGUUCCUGCGCGACUCGGCAACUUUUCCCUUGGAGCGAAUCAAGAAUGUCGUUGCGUUUUCUUUUUGUCACGCACCAUUAGAGACUCUUGAAGGUGCUGCCAUUGCCUGGCCGAACCGCCACAUGUGGGAAAAUGUCUCCCUGCCAUACAGUAUGCCCUUGACGGGUUGUACGCCUGACCAUGGUCCAGCUUUCCAGGAAAGGCCGGCAAGGAUUUUAGGAGAUUUUUCGCAGCAUCCUGCGUCUUCAACUCCAGCGUCCUCUACCUUGCGUGACUUCCAAGCAAGAGCUAGCCCAUCAACUCAGGACCGUGCGACAGGCAGUCUUCGUCAGAAUGCUAGAGGGGGAUCUCAUGGUCAAGCGGUCCAUCAUACCUCACCACACACCGGCGAUCCCCCAGGCGCAGUCAGCAUAGUGCACCCAUCACUCGUGCAUCAAAAUACUAGCGUGUCUGGUGACGACCCUGCACUACUCAGUUGGAUGAGUUGGGGUCUCUCGACUGUCCCCAGUCUAGCUCCUAGCCAGCUUUAUCCAAGCGAAUCUUCCACAGGGGACCAAUUUGAGCAGAGUGAAACUUCGUCGACCUCAACUUGCGUUCCAGCGUCUACAACUACCAACUACGUCCCUGUUGUCCACCGUACGGAGUCACAGUUUGCCCCGUACUCGAACAGUAACACGUUAAGCAUAGACUCGGCAACACCGCAUGGAAACUUCCCUCUGUCGGCUCAGAAAUACAAAAUUCCGAUACCCGCGGUUGAGGUCAAGUCUCGUAAACAUUUUCAGGCUCAGCGAAAUCCUGUCGAGUCGCUGACAUCAAAACUUCCCAAAGUAGAAGUGCGCCGGGAGCUCUCGGUAAAAGAGGAGAUGCUGGCACGCCUUAACAGGCAGGAUCUGUCUGAGCCAGUCUUUAAGUUGAUUGAGCCCAUCAGUAGGGCCAGCCGCGCUCCAUCUUUGGGGUCAGAGAGGCAGUCUGCGGCAGAGAAGAGUUACCGACGAUCUGUGUCAUUCGAUCCAGAUGUCAAGAACAUCAGAUUUCGAAGGUCGCAACCUCCGAACAAGCCUAUCCGGUCUAAAUGCAACUUCACGCCCCUUGACAUUGAAGAUGUUGUCAGCAAUACCAAAUAUGACCGUUCCAAUCCCAUACUCUGA